Priapulus caudatus is the source of this 1798-nucleotide messenger RNA. RefSeq names its product protein trapped in endoderm-1-like. The transcript has 2 exons. Lineage: Eukaryota; Metazoa; Priapulida; Priapulimorpha; Priapulimorphida; Priapulidae. The record is from RefSeq and is a predicted model, not a curated record. Gene Ontology annotation, biological process: G protein-coupled receptor signaling pathway. Gene Ontology annotation, molecular function: G protein-coupled receptor activity. Gene Ontology annotation, cellular component: membrane. The coding region runs from base 275 to 1579 and encodes 434 amino acids.
UUUGCAGUAUCGGCACAGCAGUGUUAGUGUUAGGUUUUGGAUUAGGGUUAGGGUUUGCAGUAUCGGCGCAGCAGUAUUCCACAGCAGAAAGAAGUGACUGCAGCGUGUGAUGCCUCAGCCAUCCUCCCACGACGUGUGAAGCUGUAUGUCCGAGCGAAGAAGGCGAACGCAUCGAGAUCGUGCUUGCAUCGUUUUUGUACAUAUUUAAACCGACGUCAUAAGUUGGAGUACCAGCGCUCAGUGAUAUACGGUGUGUGCCGAGCAUCGAACACUGAUGCACGCAGCAUGGCCUGACUCGGCACCGAACAACAGUAGCAGCAGCGCCAGCAGCAACUGGAGCGCUAGCGCCGCAGUCGCCGACAUGGACAACAUGAUCUUCAUGUUCAUCGCCGGGGCGCUGACGAACGCGUCGGUGAACAACACCGCCGCCGACAACGCGUCCGCCGACGCCUUUUACGCGCCGACAGCGACCGUCGUCAUGGCGACCGUCGGCGUGUUCUACAGCGCGCUGGGCGUCGCCGGCAAUCUGUUAACGGUCGUCGCUCUCACGCGCUCGCGUCGGCUGCGCAAGAAUCACAUGACGACGUUCGUCAUCUUUCUCGCCGUCGCCGACCUGCUGUUCUGCGGCGUCAGCCUGCCCGUGAACACGACGCGCUACAUGCUGCGUCGCUGGGCGCUCGGUGGCGCCCUCUGCCGCGUCUUCCCGUAUUUUUUCUACAGCAACAUCGCCAGCUCGAUACUGAUGAUGCUGCUAAUCACCGUCAAUCGGUACGUGAUCAUCGUGCACCGCGCCGCCUACACGCGCCUCUACCGACGCGCGGUCGUCGUCGGUAUGGUGCUGUUCGCCUACGCCUUCCCGCCGUUGCUGCUGCUGCCGACGCUCGUCGGCGCGUGGGGGCGCUUCGGUCUGAACGAGCGCACGAUGUCGUGCACGUUCCUCGUCGCCGAUGGCCGGUCGGCGCGCCCGUUCGUCUUCGUGCUUGGUGUGUUCGUGCCGACCAUCGUCAUUCUCGUCUGCUACCUGCGCAUCUGCUUUCGCGUGCACCGCAGCAACAGGGACAUCGAGGCGCGCAUCGACGGCCUGACGACGACGCAGCUGCAGCAGCGGCAGCACUGUCGCGACGAGCACGCGCUCACGCGCACCAUGAUCAGCGUCUUCACGGCGUUCUUCGUCUGCAACAUUCCCGUCGUCUUCGUCGCGCUCACUCUGCCCGAGGAUCGGCUGCCGUGGCUGCACCUGCUCGCCUCCGCGCUCACGUGGACGACGGCCAUCGUCAAUCCGCUCAUCUACGCCUACAACAACGACAACUACAGGCACGCCUACGCGGAGCUGCUCUGCGGCCGCGGCUCUAGGUGGCGCCGCCGCCGCUUCGCCGCCCAGCAGACGAUCACGUGUUCGAUUUCACUUUCGUCUCGGCUGUCGGUCAGAGCCGACGGAAGUCGAUUCAAGCCGUCGGAGUCACUGUACGUGCUGCGGCAGGCAUGCGUGCACUCACUCGACGACGCCGACGACGCAGACAGCCCCCUGAGAAAUUUCGCCGGACAUAGGUCGAUCACCAGCUGCAUGCAUACGUUGUGAGCCUACUACCGACGUCAUCGGCGUGACCCGCAUCUGGCUAAUAAUUCCACUUGCCGGUAGGUGACGCCAUGAUCGGUGUAAACGGCGUCUGCCUAAUGACAAUAUUUGCCGGUAGGCGGCGCCGGGUGGGAUCGCCGAGAACAAGCGUACGAAAGUGCGUGUGUUUCUCGCUCUUUCUCUCUUUCUCUCUCUCUCUCUCUCUCUCUCUCUCUCUCUCUC